Molecule: messenger RNA, 1790 nt
Organism: Hibiscus syriacus
Lineage: Eukaryota; Viridiplantae; Streptophyta; Magnoliopsida; Malvales; Malvaceae
Product: zinc finger CCCH domain-containing protein 32-like
Exons: 7
Coding region: 182-1312 (376 amino acids)
Molecular function (GO): metal ion binding; mRNA binding
Source: RefSeq, a predicted model, not a curated record
AAAAGCUUACAGUGAAGGAUCUCUUCUUCUUAGCAAACUUCCUCUAUAGAUUGAGCUCUUUGUGAUCUUUCUAGAACAUUUCAAGCAUCUCUCGUGGAGCCUUACAUUUUUUUAAGUGAACUCGGUAAGGUAUCACUGUACUACAGACCCGUACCCCCUACCUACACAAAACCCUGUUCCGAUGGAGUUGUACGGUCGGAACCCGAUUCAUAACGGGUCUCAAUCUGGUUAUCUAUCCGAAUGGAACCCCGCUGGGGCGGAAACCGGCUUGGAAGAGUCGAUGUGGCAAUUGUCGGUGAGGGGCAUCGAAUCGUACCCGGAACGGCCCGGGGUAACUGACUGUGUUUACUACAUGCGAACUGGGUUCUGUGGAUACGGUAAAACCUGCCGUUACAAUCAUCCCCGCAACCGAGCUGCGGUUGAGGCUGCUGUAAGAGCCACAGGGGAGUACCCUGAACGACCAGGGGAACCCGUAUGUCAGUUUUAUUUAAAAACCGGAACCUGUAAAUUCGGUGUAUCCUGCAAGUUCAACCAUCCAAAACAUGGAGGUGGAUCCUUAAGCCAUGUUUCAUUGAAUAUAUUUGGACACCCAUUACGACCGGGUGAGAAAGAAUGCUCCUACUAUUUGAAAACGGGGCAGUGCAAAUUUGGUAUUACUUGUAAAUUCCACCAUCCUCAACCAGCUGGCACAUCAAUUUCAUCACCUGCACCUCAAUUUUAUCAGCCUGUGCAGUCUCCUUCUGUCCCGAUACCUGAACAAUAUGGUGGGGCAUCCACCAAUGUGAGAGUGGCAAGGCCACCACCUUUACCUGGUUCAUAUGUUCAAGGGGCUUAUGGUCCUGUACUGUUUUCCCCAGGAGUGGUUCCUAUUCAGGGUUGGAGUCACUACUCGGCGCCUGUAAGCCCAGUUCUCUCUCCUGGUGCACAAUCUGCUGUUGGAGCCACUUCUGUCUAUGGACUAACGCAAGUAUCUUCUUCAGCACCUUUGCUUGCAGGUCCUUAUCCCUCAUUCCCCUCUUCUACUGGCUUUUCAAGCAGUAACCAGAAGGAAAUUACAUUUCCAGAGAGACCUGGUGAACCUGAAUGUCAAUACUAUUUGAGGACAGGCAACUGUAAAUUUGGAUCAUCUUGUAGGUAUCAUCAUCCUAGAGACAGGAUUGUGCCACAAACAAAUUGCAUCCUCAGCCCAUUGGGACUUCCUUUACGACCAGGGGUGCAGCCUUGUGCUUUCUACUUGCAGAAUGGGCACUGCAAGUUUGGAUCCACAUGCAAGUUUGAUCAUCCUGUAGGAACAAUGAGAUAUACUCCAUAGCGUGGUCUCUUGUUGAUAUCCCAUGCUGGUUGCUCUCCAUCCAGUUGAGGCUUUACUGGCUACAUCGGCCCCUUCGUCUUCCCUUUGCAGCCGAUGCUUAUUUGAGGAGAAUUCCUUCUUCUGUGAGCACAUCUUAGUUCAGUUGGUUUGAUUUUUUUCGAUGAUGGUGUCUGUCCCCCCUUCAGAUUUGCAGCUUCCAAGCAGAGUUCUGUUUCUUUAAGCAUUAGCAGAAGCACACGACCGGAAUGUGAAUUUUGUCGCUAGAAUCGAUGUAAAAUAGCCGUUCUUCAUCUUCUUGCCAAAGUGGUUUCACCAUCCUCUCUGUAUAUCAUAGUCAGCUGUGCAAAGGUAUAUUUCUCAGCAGCCAGGGUCAUGGACAGAUAUGCCUGACCACACAAACGGACUGAUGGAAUUUUAUGCGUAGCUUGUCUUUAUUUACCGCCAUUGUUGUCUUGAAUAAGAUUCCAUUAUCAAACUG